GAGAAUUCAAUAUUUUCGAGAAUGUUAGUUGGAAUCUUCUCACGAGAGGGGGACAGCUGCUAUGAUUGGCUUGUACAACAGCUGCUUUCUCCAAUGUUUAAACCAUUAGUGACGGAUGUUCGAUGCGUUUACAUCUCUAACACUGGAUCCCAGAAUUUCUAUAAUGAAGUGUCUAAGUGCGCAUUUGCCAUCCUAUAUCACUCAAAGAAGAGGGGCAGAAUAAAUGUUACAGAUGUCGUAGACUCUCUGUAUGAUGAGGAGUUGAUGCAUUUAUCCCGUGCACUAGGUAAAGACAGAGUUGUUGUUGUGAUUGAUGAUUUGGAGGACAGCACCCUGGCUGAGAAGAACAGAAUUUUAUCUGAACAGAGGAGUAUUGCAGCCCUGGCCACUGACUUGUUCCUGAUCUCUGAGAGUGAGAAGAGUUCAAUCCAACUAACUGGUUCUCCAUGGGCAGAAUCUCUGUACCAGAACGGGAGAGCCAUGUCAGUGAGGGAGAAGCUAGAAACACUGAAGCAAAUAAUAGGCAGGGGACAGAGAAGGCGUUCAAAAAUCUGGAUAAUCUUUGUGUGUUUGGCUAUUGUAGUAAUUGUGGUGAUCAUUAUCGUCAGUGUAAAUCAGAAGCAAUUGCACAGUCCUGACAUUAUUGGGCCAACAGUUAAUACAUCCAGAGAGGAGAUUAAGAUCAGUACAUCCAGAAAUGAUCUUAAGAUCACAUAAAACCAUCAUAACUCUCCAAAGAAGAGAAAUGACAACUUCAGUGAUGAUGCUGAUGCUGUGGCUCCUCAUUUAAUUUAAUGCUUCUUAUUUACAUUUGCACUAAUAAUCAUCAAUGGAGCAGAGGAAACAGAUAGCCCUGAACUCAUGGCACCUAUGAUGGCUCUUUAGAAGUUCUCUUCUGAUUACUCUCAAUCCUUUGUUGGCUCCUCUCAAGUAUUUUGCUGGCUCCUCUCAAGUCUUCUGCUGGCUCCU
Molecule: messenger RNA, 969 nt
Organism: Bombina bombina (fire-bellied toad)
Lineage: Eukaryota; Metazoa; Chordata; Amphibia; Anura; Bombinatoridae
Exons: 5
Coding region: 22-717 (231 amino acids)
Source: RefSeq, a predicted model, not a curated record